UCGCAGUCUCCUCCCGUUACUCGCGCGUGUAUCGAAAGCAUCUUUCUUGCUGUUGGCCUCGCUGAACCAAGAGGAAGAAAAAUCCGCUACGAUCUGCUCAUCGGCGAAACGAUCCAGUGUGUUUCCCGUCGUUUCGUUUCGUCUUUUGCAUUGUUGCGUCUCGUGAAAUGCGAGGACAACGCUUGUCGAAGGUCUCGUAAAACUUGAAGGCUUCGUCCGAUCAAAACUGUCAGCAGCUGCUCACCGAACGACGUCACGAGAAUCCGAUAUGCGGAUCAGGGAGGCCGUCGUCUCGUUGCCGCUGCAUCCUGGAGGACUGAACAACAAUCAGCUUCGUAGGAGCGAGCAGAACCAGCCGAUCAGCGAGGAAAUCGAAAAUCGCAACGACAUCUCGUUGACGAACGCUGCCUCGGUCACCAGGAGUUCCUCGUCCACCGAUUUCAUCUUGGAGGACAACGACGAUUUCCGUGUCGCCGAGGAUACCACCACGUGGUCAUCUCUCGCUAUCACACGCGAGAACGUGCAGAUCGAUACCUCGAACGAGAACGUGAACGACAACGACAACGACAACGAGAGUUUGAAUAACAAUCUGACGUCCCCUGGCAUACACAGAAACAGUUCCGACGAGAGCCUCACCGAUUACGAAGGGCGUAACUCUUCUCGCGAAGACUCGUUUCAUGAGUGGACACCGCCUGAUUGGUCCGGCUGUUCCGAGGAAAGAAGUCCUCUUUCUGGUUGGCGUGGUAUCGUCAACCCUAACUAUUUAGGCUUUCAACACCUGAAACCGUCUCAAUUGUGGCCAACGCAUCUGAACGAAGACGAACUGGAUUACCCGUGGCUCAACGACUUCGACACGCGACUUACCGAAGAGGACAACUACCUGUGCGUGCAGGAGAACGAGAAGAAGAACUUUUACAAGAAACCUUAUAUAAUACCGACAGCUUCACAAUUGUUCACACCGGUGUUGCUUCAAAGUAUAAAUCGCGCUAAAAGUGCUGACGACACAGAAACAGAAGAAAAGGGGCUUUCAGAAAAAUCAGACGUGAUAAACGAAGAGAUUGAAGCGAAACCGUAUCUUAAACCUAUCUUAGUGGAUGGUGUUGUACAGGGAUGGGAGUUGCUCGAUGAUGAAGAAGCACUCCCUGACCCAACUGCGGAGAACAGCACCCAAGUGUCAACGGCGAAGUUGCAAGAGGAACAAGAACGAAAGCUUCCCGUUGAGACUGAGGUCGAUGAACUGGCCAGUGUAAAAGAAACUCCACAGUAUUUUGAUAUUCUGGAUUCGGGAAAGAGCAGUAAAGUCGAGACCCCACCCUCGUGCGAUUCGGAGUCUCUCAAAGAGGAAAGUAUCGCUGACGAAGCCAAAACCGAGGAAAAAGUGUCUGAAAAAUCGGAUGUGACAAACGAGGGUGUCGAAGCGGAACCAUAUCUCAAAGCUUGGAAAAAGAUCUUAGUUGAUGGUGUUGUAAAGGGAUGGGAAUUGUCUCUUGGCGAUGAAGAAACACUCCUUGACCCAGUGACGGAGAACAGCACCGAACUGUCAACGACAAAGUUGGAGGAAAAACAAGAGCGUGAAGUUCCCGUUGAGAUCGAGAUCGUCGAACUGACGACCAGUGUGAAGGAGACUCUACAGUUUCCAGAGAUCGAGGAGAUACCGGACUCCGGGAAAACCAGUGAGGUUGGAGAGACGGAGGAUAUCGUGGUGGAGCACAUCGACCUGAUCCGCGAGGCAAAGGAAUUGCCUCACCAGGCCCGUUCCAAAAUAGGCAACCGUCAGACGAUCACGUCGAACGGCUCGGCCGACGACGACUCGGAAAGCAACACCGACACGGACAGUUACCCCGAAGAGCAACCCACCUACACGAAGCUCGAGGAGAUCGAUCUGUUAUCGAGCAUCGGCCGGGACAUCGGGGUCGAUCUCGAGAAAUACGUGCAACCGGUACCCGACGUGGUCGCCAUGGAGGCAAUGGACCCUGUUCACGCGUCCUCGCGAUCCUCCCUGAACAUGAUGAAAGACAACAUCGAGGAUACGAACAAAUUGUUGGAUCGUGAUCUCCCGGAGGCAUCUAGCGCCGAUACCAGGAAGAAAGAGAAGAUGGCGAGGAACCAAGCGAAAAGGAGACAGCAACAACAACAACAGCAGCUUAGAUCCUCGAAUGCCCACAGACGUCCUGAUAAGAGGAGAGCUGAUGUGGAUAAUGGACCAGGUGGUUUCGACGUAUACAACAUCGAAACAGCGAUGCCGAAGAUCGACCUGGACGCAAUAGAAUCUCAUUUGAGAGCUGCUCGUGAAGAAGAGCGACGGCGACGAAACGACCGUGAAGAGAUACGACGGAGGUUGGCCAUGGGUCCAGACGCUGAAGACUUGCGCGCUGAACGCGGAAGAAAACCGAGCCUCCAGUCGCGGCUUCAAAGCGGUAUGAAUCUUCAAAUCUGCUUCAUGAACGAAACACCUUCAGACACGGAGUCUCCGUGUUCGGAGAACGACGUAUCUCCAGAGUCCACACCGACUUCAUUAGGUUCGAAGCAACAACACCAUCAGCAACAACAAAAACAACAAAUGCCAGUUAGACCUCAAGUGCUCAGUCUUCCUUCUUUAAGGCUGGAGACUGGUUCGAGUUCAGCCCCGAUAGAUGAAGCUGACUUUUUCGCCAAACAAGCUAGAUUACAGACUGAAGCACGAAUGGCUCUAGCACAGGCAAAGGAAAUGGCGCACAUGCAAAUGGAAGUUGAGAGGCAAAGGCUGAAACAGAGUCCCAUUACGGAGAUGGUGCGAUCCAGCUUGGAAAAAGUUGGCGUUCAAUUGGGAGAGGAUAGACGCAGAUUGUCCCGAGUACUUUUAACAGAUCUAAACGUCGCACAGCUUCAAGUAGUAGCAAAUGACUUGCACGCCAGAAUCGCAGCCCUAAACGAGGCGCUGGUCGAAGGACUUUUAAGAAGGGAUGAUCUACACAUGGAGCAAGACUCGAUGCUCGUCGACGUGGAAGAUCUCACUCGAUAUCUCUUCUGCUGCGUUCACAUGCACAGAGGUGCCAAGCAGGAGUCGUUGAAGAAGAAGCAGAACGCGAGGGAGCAGCAGGCAGCGAGCAGAAGUCAUCAGCAAACAAGCACCGGUCCGAACAAAUCGUCGUUGAAGCCGAAGCUGACGCACCGCGGUUUCGUCUCGUUGGUAAGAAAAUAAUGCCUCGC
This is a messenger RNA of Megachile rotundata (alfalfa leafcutting bee), 3189 nucleotides long. It is a transcript of the gene Schip1, whose product is annotated as Schwannomin interacting protein 1. Lineage: Eukaryota; Metazoa; Arthropoda; Insecta; Hymenoptera; Megachilidae. Gene Ontology annotation, biological process: positive regulation of hippo signaling. Gene Ontology annotation, cellular component: cell junction; plasma membrane. The record is from RefSeq and is a predicted model, not a curated record.